AAAAUUUCUGAGCUUGUUUUGAUGCAUGAAUACUUGUUGUUGAAUUGAAGAAGAAAGGUGUGGUAAGAUGCUUUGAGAUAAUGAUUUCCUGAAAGAAGAGUUGAAAGUAUGAAUGAACAUUCUGUAAAAAUGUAAACACACCCAAACCUGAUGUCACCUGUUCAGUAUAUAAAGUGCAGUGGUGCUCCUCAGCUUUAGUAUCACGGUCCAGGCAAACUAAUCUGCAGAACUGACCUGUUCAUCACAAUGAAGCUGCUGUUUUCUCUGUUUCUCCUCUGGGCACUCUCCACCACAGCUGGAGCUCUUCAGUGUCAAACCUGCACAAAUUCGACGUGUUCAAGCACAGUACCAGUUACAUGUUCAUCGGAAACAAUGUGUGUUACAGCUACCAUUCAAGCUACUUCAUCUGGAACUCCGGUCACACAAAUCUACAAGGCAUGUGCAUCUUCCUCCCUGUGUCCAGCCGUAACCUCUCAGACAUUUUCAGUCAACCUGGGUUUUCAAAGUGCUCUGGCUUCUGCUCAAUGCUGCGACACAGAUAACUGCAACUCAGCAACUCUGCCAACUCCUGCUUCUCAGUCAAAUAAUGGUGGAGUAUGCAACUUUUGUGACCCUUCCACUGGUCAGUGCUCCUCCACAUUACAGUGUCAGGGAGUGGAGAACCAAUGCUUCCAAUUAACCAUCAAAAGCAGCACCAGCACGUAUGUAGCUCAGGGCUGCGCAUCUGCAAACCUGUGUGCAGCUGCUUCAAGCCUGGAAUCUCUACCUUUCAUGCCGAGCGUUGGUACCAUAUCAAGUGUUACCUGUUCUGCAGCACCAACUACAACUGCUGCCCCAACUACAACCAUCCCCCCAACUACAACUGCAACCACCACCCCAACUACAACUGCAACCACCACCCCAACUACAACUGCAACCACUGCCUCUACAACCAAAAGUGACGCUUGUUCUAUCAGACUGGGAAUGAUCCAUCUGCUGCUUGGACUCCUUCUCUUUACCUUUCAUUAAAGUCCCGAAUAACACAAAAACAAACAAAAGAACAUAUGAUGCUUUAACAAGACUCAAAAACCUUUUGGAUAUUAACCUUGUGUUUACAAACCACUGUUAAAGUGAAGUCCAUGAAAAAAGGCGAGAGUCUUGUUGAAGCUGACUUGGAAUAAGUAUGUAAGACUUCUUUGUUUGUUGUCAUGAUGGACAAUUAUGUCCAUUAUGUCCAAAAUAAAUGACAUUAUUCAUUACAUUUAUUUGACAUAUAUACAUGUAUAUUCCUCCAUGUAUGCAAAUGUAUGCAAUUCAUUUAAUACUAAAUGGGUGACACAACUGAAUCCUUAUAGCAAUAACAAAGCAUUGCUUUGUGCUUUUUAUUUUCUGCAUGUCUCUCUUUCUAAUCUGAUCUAUAUUACUAGUGAUCAAUGGUGGAUCUGCAAGGGUGGAUCUACAAGGGUGGCAUGUGCCCACCUAAAAAUAGUCUCUUGCCAUCCCUAGUGGCACCCAAGUUUUGCAGUGUUGUUUAUUAAAAUAAGCCAGCAUUAACCCUUUGAGCCUAGCUACAGUUACAGUUAACAAUGACAGAGUGGGCAAUACAGUAAGUUUGCACCUCCUUUUGUCAGACCUGCAGGGUUUAAGCUUGUGGUGUUCUCCUCUGUCUUAUGGCAGACAAACUAUUUUUUUGCACUGGCACAAAUAAUUUGUGGCAUCUUACUGUGACACCUGAUUGUUGUCUAAUUUUUGUUUUAGUAGUUUUAAAUGGCAAAAAACUCCAGUUACAUUGGCUGCAUUUUUAGGUAAAGAGUUGUAUAGAACUUUAUUGUUUACAAAAUUUGGGUGUAGGUCUUUAGAAUUUAGGAAAUUUCUGUAGUUCUGCCCCUGCUGAUGAUAAAGAUACA
Messenger RNA from Oreochromis niloticus (Nile tilapia), 1886 nucleotides. Its product is annotated as phospholipase A2 inhibitor and Ly6/PLAUR domain-containing protein-like. The coding region runs from base 247 to 1008 and encodes 253 amino acids. The record is from RefSeq and is a predicted model, not a curated record. NCBI's taxonomy places the organism in Eukaryota, Metazoa, Chordata, Actinopteri, Cichliformes, Cichlidae. The transcript is spliced from 5 exons.